AUGGGCGACGCUCACGUGCUGCGCUACGGCCAGAAGGUGCUGCUGGCCACCCGCUCCACCUACGCGGAGGCGGCGGCCGCGAGCCCGUCGGAGCUGGCCAUCGGCUACUACGAGAAGAACGGGCGCCACGGCAUCCUGAGCUGCGUGCCGCCGCUGGGCCCCAAGCUGCAGCAGCACUUCACGGAGGACGAGUUCCUGGUGCUGCACCCGACGGGCCAGCGCGCCCACGGGGACCAGGUGCAGUACGGGGAGCCCCUGGUGCUCGUGAACCAGCACGGCCUGGUCUGGAACAACAAGACGGGCGGCAUCACGGGCUACGUGGGCCCGCGGCCACGCGGCGUGCCCGGCGAGAUGUUCGUGUGCUUCACCAAGGUGCCGGCGGGCGUGGGCGUGACCAAGAGCAGCAAGAAGGACAAGGAUAAAGACAAGGACAAGGACAGGGAGAAGCUCACGGCCUCGGCGUCCGCCUCCGUGCUGAGCGCGUCGGGCAGCGUGUCCAUGUCGGAGAGCGUCGAGACGGAGGCCGGGCCCGUGUGCUUCGGCGACUCGAACGUGGCCAUCACAGUGGUGGAGUCCAACCGCCACUCGCAGAUGUUCAACAAGCGGCUCAGCAACUUCAAGAAGCCCACGAGCCACAUUGCCGGCGGAUACAUUUGCUGCGACGGCAAGGGCACCGAGCUCCGGUUCGCGAUCUGGCCGGCCAAGCCCAAGAUCGAGCAGAUCUCGAUGCUCAACAAGCUCAUCACGCCCUACAACUACGGACAGAAGAUCGCGCUGCCCCUGGGGCUGCUGGAGAGCACGGCCAGGAGGGCCAACGGGGCCGCGGGCGCCAAGACGAGCGGCAUUCAGCAGGCGGAGAUCUUCUUCCAGCUGUCCAACGGGACGGAGGCAGUGCUGCCUGGAGCGCUGCUGCAGCAGAAGAUGAUGGCGCACGCCAAACUGCCUGGGCCUGACGGGGAAGAGCCCGAGUCGGUGUUUGAGCUGCCGCUGCGAAACGGCCCAGGAGUUCUGGUGGUGCGGCUCAUUGGCGUCGCGCCCCGCAAGAUGAUCGGGAAGCUUGCCGCAAAGAAUGCAAAGCACCCUCGGGUGCCGCAGGUCAAGCGCGGCAUGGCCGUCUUCUACCGGGUAUCGGAUCUGCUGCGUAUGGUGCCCGUGCCCCUUUUCGCGCUGUUUUACGCCGUGCUCACGCAUCACCUCUGGGGCGCUCUCAACACGAUGGAGGAUGGCUUGCGUCGGGAACUUGUCGUCCUGGUGUUGGUGAUGCUGCCAGCCUUCUACGUGGCUGUGAAGGUCGAUCACCCGUUCUCGGCUCUCUUCCAGCCGCCAGCUUUCGAGCCCGAGAUUGACGACACGGAUUACUCAAAUGUUUCAGCCAGCGGUACGUUGAAGCUCAUCGUGACGGAGUACCGCUUCGACGCCAACGCACCAAAACCCAGCAACGCCAACGGAAGCGUUAGCCGCCCAGGAUCGGCUCAAGCUACAAAGCCUGCCAGUGGCUCCACGUCGGGACACUCGGUCACCGCAUUAGACGCUACUGGGUCCGUCCCCAUGCGCUUUAUCCUCGCCGAAAAGGGCGACGAGGCUAAAGCGCUGGAGCGAUAUAACGAGACAACGGAGUGGCGGCGCGAGGAAGGCGUGGAUCGGCUGCUUGAGGAACCCAGCCCGCACUUCAAGAUCAUCAAGGAGAACUACCCGCACUACUACCACAAGCGCGGCAAGAAUGGCGAGCCUGUGUACUACGAGAAGCCGGGCAAGAUUAACCUGAAGGCACUCAAGAGCGCGGGACUUACACUGGACGAUCUGAUGCACAACUACCUCAUGAUCACGGAGUUCCUGUGGCAGGUGAUCGAGCAAGACGACAACCGCAAGGGCAUUUCGGUGUUGGAUGUGGAUGGAAUCGGCUUCUCGGACUUUGCUGGCGAGGCGGUCGAGUACGUCCGCAAGGCUGCCUCCGUGUCGGGCAAGCACUACCCGGAGCGCUGUGCCUACAUCUUCGUCGUCAACGUGCCGUCCUGGUUCAGCGUGAUCUGGAACACCGUGAAGGGCAUGGUGGACGACGUCACUCGGGAGAAGGUGAUCAUUGUUCGUGGCAAGAAGAAGAUCUUCGAGGCGCUGUCUGAGCGUAUUCCAGUCGAGAACAUCCCGGUGGAGUACGGAGGCACGAGCGACGGGAAGUCUCCCGAGGAGGAUCUGCUGUUCAACCUCAUGGCCUACGUGAACAACGAUGACGGUGCUCCGGCAACGAACCCUAUCGAGGAGAUUCUGAAGAAGAAGCCCAUCAAGCAUUAG
This is a messenger RNA of Phytophthora sojae, 2289 nucleotides long. RefSeq lists its product as hypothetical. The transcript has a single exon. The record is from RefSeq and is a predicted model, not a curated record. The coding region runs from base 1 to 2289 and encodes 762 amino acids. Lineage: Eukaryota; Oomycota; Peronosporomycetes; Peronosporales; Peronosporaceae.